AUGUUCACACUCUCUCUCCUGAGCCGGGGACACGGGAAGUUGGUCCAGAACAAACAGAAAUUAGAAGUCUAUUUUGAACCAGAGGAUUACUUGAACUGGAAGUCUCCAGAAGAUUAUGUACUGGUCAGAAAACUUCAGGGUGGGGACAAUGCCAACGACCACUCCUGUGGCCUCUUUCUUCCUAAAACUUUCAGCACUAGAAAGGGUGCCCUGAUCCUCUAUUCAGAAGGUUUAGCCAUAUCAGCAUGGAUGCCCCAAGAGAGAAGAAAAGGCUCCAGUGCCCCCAAAGGUCACGGGAGGAGGCUGCACACAGUUCAAGAUCUCACAGAAGCCAUCCUCGCAUAUGGAAGGAAACAGGGGGAGCAGGACAGAGCCUGGCAACCGUAUCUCUACUUCCGAAGCCAGCUGGAGAGCCAGGCCCAACGGCAGAUCCAGCCCGGGUAUUCAGCCAAGAGAUACCUCCGAGGCCUCUCGCAGACGUGGCCCCUUGACACCAUAUGCAGGCUCCAACGUGCAGGAUACAUCAAAGAUUCUGUGCUGCUCCAGGACAGUCGACUCAAUGUACCCAAGACUCUCAGGCCACAACAGGAUCUUUCAGCUGUACCACCCAAAUAUCAUCUCCUACCUGUCUUCCCUCCAUUUUGGAUUCAACAAGGAAAAUCUUUUGAACAAGGUCAACAGGGCUCAGAUGAAGGGGAAGCUGGGACUGGUGGACACGUGGACCACGGCUGUGUAGCCCAGAACCUCAGCAGCCAGAGGCCACUCAGGAAGCAGCCCUGGCAGGGAGAAAACACCUGGGCACAGGACACGUCAACAGAGAAUUACCUUCGUGUCUAUGCUUCAAAGGCAAACCACAAUGAAAAGACACAGAAAACCUCGAGGAAGGCCUUGGGGCAUGCCCUCGUUGAUCCUCCUGGGCUCCUGAGUGACAAAUUUCACGUUACAUUCUAUGGCAGUGGCUUCCUUAACAGGAAGGCAGAUCUUAGUGAUAAACAAGGGACUAUAAAACUCCACAAGGCCAGAAGUGGACACUUGCCACAGGAACGUCCUGCUGAAAGAUACCUUUUCCCUCCUAUAGUAUCUACUAGUGGCUCAAAGAAAAAUGCCCCCGGAGAAGUGAACAAGAAAAAGGCACCAAAGGCUUUGAAAUUACCUUCUAUCUCAGAAGAACCACCCAGAAUUCUGAACCCCCUAAGGAGCCAAUUUAAAGCAAAUUUAAAGCCCCCAACAGAGCUCUCCAUCUUCCCAGUGGAGAUUCAUUUCCACACCCAACAGCCCCCAAAAGAAAAAGUCUGCGGAAGAGGUGCUCCACACCCUGAGUCAGAACCAGAAACAGAAGAGGCCAGGCCUCUGUGGAGGCCUCCCCUGAAGCACGCGUCCUUAGAAAAACCACGGGAAUUAACGGUGCAUCUCCCAGUGGACACAGGCAGGGACAAGGAUGUCUUCUCAUCUCAAGGUGAUGCUGCCCCACUCCAGAAUGUGGCCCCACCACUGGGUCUUCUACCCCCGAUUAAAGGAAGAAAAAGUCCAGAGAGCCAGGGGGACCUGGACAGGGGCCCCAGGACAUCAGGCCACAGCAGCUCUCCAGAUCCCCUGAACACGAGAUUGCCUGGGAGGGCACCACCAGCAGGACAAGAAGAUUCCAGAGAUCCCACACAGCAACACGACCUGCUGGGUCCAGAUGGAGAGAAGGUCUGCCUGUCCCUCCCAGGGCCUACCCAAACUGAGGCGCUUUCAUCAAGUGAAGCCUAUGAAGCUGUGAAUUCCACACACACACACACACACACACCCUUGCACUUCCUAAAAUCAAACAGCGAAUCCCGAAUCAAUCUUCGCCUGAAUCUUCAUGAAACCUCACGUUUGACCCAAACAACAGAGAAGCAGGGAGCCCAGCAGUCCUUGGAGGCAGCAGCUCAGAAGACAGGAGAGCCUCAAAGUUGUAUAAAUAAAAAGCUGAUAUGUUCAAACGGAAAAGAAUUUUACCCGCGCAAGCUGCACAUCGACAUGACGCCGUUCCUGAAGGACAGUGGAGAAGCACUGGACUGUCAUGAACAACCAGAGGAAUCCCCCAGAGAAAGUCAUCAAGACAGCCAAGACCCAGAGCCAAGGGGUGUGAGCGUUGGCACUCUUAGUGCUUCCCUGGCUGAGCACAUUCCGACUCCUGAAGCAGAUACUGUGCAAAAUGGGGGUGAAAAUUAUGAUGCACAUCACCUGCACAGAGAAAUUCCAGGACAUAGGCCUGAGUCACCACAGAAGUUGGGUGCUGUGGAUACAUCUUUCUUUCCAAGAGAAAGAGAAGGAAAGGCUGAACCAAGUCUGUUGGGCCAGCAGACAUCAGGCAGCAUCAGUCAUGAAAGGGAGUUGAAUGACAAAGCCAAGGGAAGGAAAAGAAACAAGACAGACAAGAUCAAAGCACAGAAAAGGGAGCGAGGAGGACAGGUCUUCAGAGAAGCAGAGGCUGCUGUGGGAAAGUCAAAGGACUCAAAUGCUAAACAAAAAUUAGGAAAAAAAACAGGAGUCAAAAGGAAAAGGACACAGAAGGAAAGGAAUCUGGAGAUAGGAGGAGCAGAGCUGAGUGGGCCUGAUGUCAUUAAUUCCAAGGAAACAGAAGAUGCCUCAGACGGAGGUUUCUUCCGUUCAGAUUCUGUUGUAGAGGACACUUGGCUUUCUCCCAAAUAUGAUGCUCAGGACAGCCAAGUUGCUAUAGAUGGAAGAUCAUCACCCUCCCGGACAAUAACCGUCACUGGCAACACGGGAUCUGAAGAAGAGAGAAGCUGUGACGACCCUUCCAAGGCCCUCCUCUCUAAGAGGGAGCAGAAAGAUUCCCGGGACAGGCUUCGAGCAGAAAGGGCCAAGAUGAGGCAGUUGGAAGUGGAGAGGAAAAGAAGGGAGCAUGAAGAGCAGAGGCGGCUCGAGCAGGAGCAGCUGGAGAGAGCAAAGAAGAUGGAGGAGGAGCUGGAGCUGGAGCAACAGAGACGCGCAGAGGAGAACCGCUUGAGGAAACAGAGACUCGAAGAAGAACAGCAGCGGCAGGAGGAGAAGGAGAGAAAGCAGCGGCUCCAGUGGCAAGCAGCCCAGGAGAGAGCCCGUCAGCAGCAAGAGGAGUUCCGGAGGAAACUGCAAGAACUACAGAGAAAGAAGCAACAGGAAGAAGCUGAGAAGGCUGAGGCAGAGAAGGAAAGGCAGAAAGAAUUAGAAAUGCAGUUAGCAGAAGAACAAAAACGUCUGAUGGAAAUGGCUGAAGAGGAACGACUAGAGUACCAGCAGCAGAAACAGAAAGCAGAAGAGAAGGCUCAGCUGGAGGCAGAGGAAAGGAGACUAAAGGAGGAGGAAGCCACAAGGCUGGCCCAGGAGGAAGCCAUGAAACAAGUUCAGGAACAAGCCAGGCAAAAAGCUGCAUUGGAGAAACAUCUUCAUUUCCAUCAAGAGCUCCUCAAGGAAGCCAGGGGCCUGCAGUGGACACAGAAUAUUUCCAGACCAUGGGUUUACUCUUAUUUCCAGUUCCUACCAAUACCCAGGCCUUAAGGCUAGAAGAAAACUAAAAAGUAAGUUGGGAGGUGGUAAUAGAAAAAGAGAAACUUUCUUUAUAAGUAAGUUCUAUCCUAAGCCUAAUUAUUAAAAUGGUUCAAGUUCAUCUGGUUCAAUGGUUUAACCCAUGCUGAAGAUUGUAACUCUGGAACAUCCAUUCCCACCACACAUUUUGUUUAAACCACUUAAACUUUUCACUCACCUAUGUCCUUUUUCUAAAACCACAUAAAUCCAGAAGCUUCAGUGCUUAAAACUAUCUAGAAUUUCAUAAAUUCUGUCCUAAACACUAAA
Nycticebus coucang (slow loris) is the source of this 3819-nucleotide messenger RNA. Its product is annotated as KIAA2012 ortholog. Lineage: Eukaryota; Metazoa; Chordata; Mammalia; Primates; Lorisidae. The coding region runs from base 1 to 3525 and encodes 1174 amino acids. The record is from RefSeq and is a predicted model, not a curated record. The transcript is spliced from 24 exons.